CUAGAACCCACUUGCUUUACGCGCCAAAAAGUUAUGAUCUUGUUAUUCUAGUGAAAGUGGUUGUGUUAUGUGUUUUUGUAGAUAGUUUCUUAUAUUUUAAAAGAAUUUUGUUCAUCAUGAAUGUGUCUAAAGAAGAAAUAGCAUCUUAUUUCCAAGAACUCAACAUCUCAGCUUCAAACGACGUUCUCAAUAAAUGCCUGGAGAUGUGCAUUGCUUACAAUAUUGGGGCUGAGGAUUUUUGUGAUCAAUGGUAUGCUUAUACUGCCUCGAACCUAAACGGGGCCCUCCCCACCGUUGAUCAUUUACAAAAAAUGGAGAGGAAAGAAUUUCAGAAUAACAGGGAACAAAGUUUUUCAAGACAGACUCUUUCCACACCGAAACAAAGUUCCUACAUUGUUUCAGACGACUCGUAUCCUUCUAAAACAGAUGCUAGUGCCUUGGUCAGUUCUUAUUCUACAACUCCGAAGAGCAACCAAAUUCAAACUCCUACCCGCGAGAGGAGAGUUCCUAAAACUCCUAUUGCUAAAGAUCUUUCUGAAAGUUACAGUAGCAAUAGUACUCCAUCAAUUUCAACAUCAGAAAAGUAUACUCAGCGUUCAGACUCUAGAUCAGUACAAUGUUUCUACGGGUCAACAACCGCUAAAUUCAAAAGAGAAUCUGAUUUAACUAUAUCUGUUAAGAAUUAUAAUGAUGACUAUUUGACCGCCGAUGUUAGAUAUAUGUAUGAAAUCAUGGGAAAAAAAGCUAAAAGUCUGAAUAACAUGACACAUACAUUAGGACACGAUAUAUUGAAGAACCAUGGGCUAGUUUUGUCAGAAGGUCUUUUGAAAACCCAUUUGGGCGAAAUGACUACUUAUGGAAGGAUAGUGUCUGACUCUGACGGUAAAAUAAAUGUUCAAUCAAUACUGCUCGAAGGUACUUACGAGACAAACUUGAAUCACGCCUCCACAUUGAAUAUUCAAAAAAUGACAAAAUAUUCUUUGUUUCCUGGUCAAGUCGCUGUAGUCCAAGGAAAUAAUGUCAAUUCAAAUACUUUCAUUGCCGAGAACAUUUUUACAGAUGCAGAACUGAAUUUGCCUGAAGAACCAGUGGUGUUGAAUGACUUGGCAUAUCUUAUCCAUGCUGAUGGAGAUAUAAAUACACCUUAUUAUAGUUGA
This is a messenger RNA of Phaedon cochleariae (mustard beetle), 1157 nucleotides long. Lineage: Eukaryota; Metazoa; Arthropoda; Insecta; Coleoptera; Chrysomelidae. The record is from the annotation of a GenBank genome assembly.